Molecule: messenger RNA, 3227 nt
Organism: Monascus purpureus
Lineage: Eukaryota; Fungi; Ascomycota; Eurotiomycetes; Eurotiales; Aspergillaceae
Source: the annotation of a GenBank genome assembly
CUUCUCUCUUCACUUUCUCUUGCCUUUGCUUCACCCAUGUCUCUGUCAUUCCACAUCAAAUCAGCUAGUAUUCUUGUCUCGAUGUUCCGUGGAGAGAUGAGCUCGAUAAGCCGGAGGUCAGGUCUUGAUAUAAUUACACAUUACUACAGAUCGCGACCAAUGCGCCGCGUCCCAUGUGUCGGCAGCACCGCUCCUUCGGCUUUAUCGCUACGCAUUGGGUAUAAUACAGCAAUGAUAGGCAAAGCCAAGGACCCCGUCGGAUACCCGGACAGACAUUGAUAAUGGAAUAAAUAUAAAUAACGAGCAUAAGUCCAAUAAUCCCAGAAUUUCCAUUCCAAUCUGAUUUCCAUCCUCCGUUAACUUCCUAGUGCCUUAAAGCAAUGACUACCAAAAGCGUUGAGAGAAUACCAGAAAGCCCACCUGCACCAUCGUGGCAAGCAAUAGCCGAAAAGAAACGAAAAGAACGAGGAUCCAAAAUCCCCAAGGAAUGGAUCCUCCAGCAGAUCCCAGACUCAGGCACGCCCAUAUCCAUUCUCAGAUCGUGUGGCGUACUCAAUGAAGACGAACUCGGGAUAACAGACCCAUCUGAGCACGAUGCGACCGCCCUUCUCCAGAAAAUCGCUGCAAGGGAAAUGUCGAGCACCCAGCUUGUCCGGACAUUCUGCAAGCGUGCCGCUGUUGCGCACCAGCUGACCAACUGCCUCACUGAGAUACUUUUCGACCAAGCCAUCGCUCGUGCGGAAUGGCUGGACAGGCAGUACCAGAUGACUGGAAAGGUAGUGGGGCCUCUACACGGCCUUCCCAUCACAGUGAAGGAUUGCUUCCAUGUUAAGGGUUAUGAUACGUCUAUCGGGAUUUCAUCACUGUGCUACAAACCGGCAGAAAGAGAUAGCCUGCUGGUGGAGAUUCUCUCGUGUUACGGUGCUGUGAUUAUCGCAAAGACUACUGUUCCACAGACCAUGCUUAAUGCUGAUACCGACUCGAUCGUCUUUGGACGCACACUGAACCCGUACAAUAGGUCAUUCGCCGUGGCCGGCUCCAGUGGGGGAGAGGGAGCGCUUCUCGCGAUGGGUGGCACAUCCUUUGGUCUUGGUACCGACGGCGCAGGCUCUGUAAGGAUGCCAGCCGCAGUUAACGGGGUGAUAGGAUACAAGCCCAGUGGGUACAGAAUGCCUCUGGAUGGAAUAGCUGUGAUGGGGCCCGGCGUGGUUGGUACGACAUCUAUGGGGCCUGUGACCGUCGCCGGUGUGCUGGCUCGGUCAGCCCGUGAUGUAAAGCUUGUAGCCCAACUGGUGGCUGAAGCAAAGCCAUGGACAAUGAACCCAUUCCUCUAUCCGCACCCAUGGCAAGGAUCGAAAAACCCAACACCAAAAGAUCUACGAAUUGGGGUGUGGUCAUCUAACGGAUAUGUUCACCUGCAUGCGCCUGUGGAAAGGGGCUUUCAAACAGCCCAGCGGCGGCUUCGAGAAGCAGCGGUUGAACUUGUGGACUUCAAAGGCCCGGAUAUCAGUGACGUGUGGAACUUGCAAAAGGCAUGGGCCGAUGUCCAGGGCCUAUCUUUCCUCCGUGAAUGCCUGUCAAAGGAGCCACAUACAGAAAUUGUCAAAGCCACUGGGAUCAUUGACCCGAAAGACAAAAGGCCGGAACUCAACAUGGAAUACCUACACUCACUGAAUGUCCGAAUAAGCACACUGGUACGCCAGAUGCACGCCGCAUGGAGUCCCGAUGGAAAACCCAUAGAUGCUCUGCUCUGGGUUACUGCUCCGCAUACGGCUGUGCCAUUUGAUAAGUACACCUAUCUUGGACUGACGGCGAUAUUCAAUAUUAUUGAUUGGCCAGCAAUGGCGCUUCCACUCAACAUGUUUGUCGACGCCGGGAUUGAUAAAGCAGCCAAUGUAAAACCAUUCAAUUCCCUCGAUGAGGAGAUCCAGGCACUGUAUGAUCCUGCGGCCUUCCACGGCCUUCCAUUGAGCGUUCAGCUCGUUGGUCGAAGGUUUGAAGAUGAGAAGCUUUUGGCGAUCACACAGGUUGUUCAUGACAUUAUCAAGGCUUGUUAGCUAUUUCCACUUGAAUUAUAUAAGGAUAGAAUUAGACCAUUUAUCCGUUAGAGUUUCGAGAAUGUUGAAUCAUGACGAGACUAUUCUUACUGCCCUUGUAUAUACUUAUGCUCGGCCGAGCUGAUAACGAGGCACCGAUAAGCGCCCAGAAACCAAUGAAGAAUCGAUGAAGAGGCUUCGGCCGUUGCAUAUUACUAUCAAAAUCCACACCAGCGCAGAACUCCUCCAGAAUUCGAGCAGACGGUCGACGGAUUGAAACAUCCGAUGCAGCAGUCAACGGUGUCAUGAUAUUACCACUGGUGGAUCUGUUAUUAAUAGUUCACCUCAGUUGCCGGCAUGCAUAGACCCAUCCAGCGAAAACGACUGGCCUGUGCCGAAUGUACGCGACGCAAGAUCAGAUGUGACAAGGUCCUGCCGUGUAGAAACUGUGUUAGAAGGCAAGUCAGUACCUUCAGAGAUUUGGUUGUUCCGCUGGGAAUGGCUGGAAUGACUGCAAUGACGGAUGCUGACUAGAUGUCCAGGGGCAGCGUCUGUUCCCGUAACGUUGAGCAUCGUCCGCAGAAACUACACUCGCUCACACCUUCGACAAUUGCCAGCGCCGAUGAUGGCUCCAGUCGGAACUCAAGCGCGCCAGAGUUGGUAGAACGUCUCACCGCACGCGUCAAGGAGUUGGAAGCCACUCUGCGGGAAUUUCAGUCGAUGCGACAAGCAGCCUCGUUGAGUCCGGUGGAGAGGAGCCAGGACGGCGAUGCGGCGGCAGCGAGGAUUUCUCCCGUUCAAAGUGCAGAAUUAUCGCCACCAUCUUCUGAACAAAGUGAUCCCGUGACAAUCACUGAAGCCUCCCCGUCGAGAACGUUGGUGAAUUCGGAGAUCGAAAAUGCGGCUACGAUUCUUGAAUUUCUGGCAUGGGGUCGCAGGAAAGACCCAGACUACAAUGAAGUCGUUAACAAGGAGGACAAUAGCGUUGGCCUGAACCAGUCUCCAGGUGAUGUUGGGCCCGGUACCGCAUGGGAAGAGUGGUCGUCAGAGGAGAACAGCUUUCUGUCAGGAUCCAAGACCUCGUCCCUACGGUUCCUUCAGUUUUUGCUUCCCAGUCGGCGCCAGUUGACUCAGAUCAUUAACUACCACAGAGAGUGUCUCUUGUGGUAUCACGGCGUGUUCCACUCUCUA